AUGCAGCCGAAGUCUAUUGAUUCUAGUGAUAACAUUUGGCUCGAGAGGAAUAUUACUGAUGAUGAAAUGUUGUCUGCUUUGAAGAAACUGGGUCAAGACAGGCCCCCAGGCCCGAUGUGGCUGAAUCGAUUGGCGACUCAAAUCUACAUUUCUACCUCUCUUAUUCCUAAGAAAGAGUACGUGGAAAAAGUGAAAGAUUUAAGACAUAUUAGCUUAACCAAUUCUGUUUAUAAAGCUAUUUACAAGGUUUUAGCCGAAAGAUUGAAAACUAUGCUCCAUAAGCUCGUUUCCAAUCAUCAAUCUGCUUUUGUCGAAGGUCGUCAAAUAUUGGAUAGCGUUCUUAUUGAAAACGCAUGCCUGGACUCUAGAUUGAUAGUUGAUAUUCCGGGUGUUGUUUACAAGAUGGAUCUUGACAAAGCUUUCGAUAAUGUCAAAUGGGUUUUCUUGAUAAAGUUUUCAUCAAAAUGGGUUUUGGUGACAUUUGGAGAAAAUGGAUUGCAGGGUGUGUUAGGAGGGUUCCAUUCUCUUUUCUUGUCAAUGGAAGCUCUUGCGGCAAAUACUCUAGCCAAAAAGGCUGCUGAAUUGGGUUGGAUUGGUGUCUUUCAAGUUCACGAAAAUGGUACAAAAAUCGGUCAUUUCCAAUUCGCUGACAAUACGCUGGUGUUCCUUGACGCCGAUAUCCACCAGAUCAGGAUGCUUAAGUACAACCUCAUGCUUUUCGAAUAUGCAUCCGGUCUGCACACUAAUUUUGGUAAGAGAAAUAUCUUUGUUGUUGGAAAUGUCGUUAAUUUGAACUUGUUGGCUUCUUUUUUCGGUUGUUCUGCGGAAGCUUUGCCUUCUAUUUAUUUGGGCAUUCCUUUGGAGGAUAAAGCUCUUUCUAGCAACAAAUGGGACAAAGUUAUAGAAAUUUACAAUGGAAGACUUGCUUUUUGGAAAGGUUGCUUGCUAAGUAAGGCAGAUUUCCCAUCUAAGAAGAUUUGGACGCGUGAUUGGCCGCAUAAGGUUGCCUUCUUCUUGUGGAAAUGUGCCUUGAUCAGGUUGUCUACCUUGGAUAAUCUUUACCAAAGGAAUUCAGCUGUACUAACUCCAAGUGGUAAUGCUAUCGCGAAUAUUUGGAGAUAUUUUUUCUUGGAGGCGGAUAGGUCCGUCAAUCUUUCGGGUUCCACCAUAGAUCUUAUUAAGAACUGGCCAACUUCUCGUUUAUCAGCUUAUCAGCUCGUAGUAAGGAGGUGUGAAAGCGUCUUCCAGGUGCUGUUCUCUGGGCUAUUUGGAAUGAGAGAAACGCUAAAACUUUCAACAACAAGUAGCGAAAAGUUGAGGAGCUGA
Molecule: messenger RNA, 1326 nt
Organism: Papaver somniferum (opium poppy)
Lineage: Eukaryota; Viridiplantae; Streptophyta; Magnoliopsida; Ranunculales; Papaveraceae
Exons: 5
Coding region: 1-1326 (441 amino acids)
Source: RefSeq, a predicted model, not a curated record